Molecule: messenger RNA, 978 nt
Organism: Trypanosoma rangeli
Lineage: Eukaryota; Euglenozoa; Kinetoplastea; Trypanosomatida; Trypanosomatidae
Exons: 1
Coding region: 1-978 (325 amino acids)
Source: RefSeq, a predicted model, not a curated record
AUGGGUGUCAUUGCCCAGAGCGUUCAUCCCAGCCUGCAGCGCUACUUGCCUGGACAUCUACCGAAGCGGCAGCGGCGACUUCACGUGGGAAAAACCAACGGCAAGGAAUUUGAGGAUGCCCACGUGGCUGAUGUGGAAAAUGAGGUGGUACCGCAUCUGAAACUUCCGAACAGGCUUGUGCAAUCGCUGUUGCUCUCCCCCACCGUGACGCGCACCGCUGCCAUCUGUGGUAAUGAAACUCGACUUGGAACAAGCAUUGGCUACCAAGACAACUCGCAGAGCAGUCGUAUCUCGGAGCAGGUGUCCCUCAAGCAUCGAAGGAACGACGCGGCGCAGAUGGAGGAGACUUCCAGGUCACUGCUGGCUUCAAACACAGCUGGCAGGAACCACUACUUCACCGAAGAAACAUUUUACAUUGGGUACCCAAAUUUAGGUGGGGCAGGGCAAUUGCUGUACAAUGACCCCAGUGACCCCCACAGUUGCAACCCUACGGUCAGUGCACGGAAUACACGAAAACACCAUUCGCCAGAACUUUGGUUUGCUAAGGCAACACAGCAUCCAACAGGCGCGACACCACAGACGCAACUCAGCAGAUUACUUACCGCAAGCGCGAAGAACGACAUCCCACAAAAUAAUACACUUGACGGCAAAACACCCGCCAAAUACAGCGACUCAGAAGCACAGCUUCUUUCCACUAACAUAAAACCCGGCGCACAAAACGGUUAUUGCACGAAGAAGAUAUCCGACGGAUGGCCUCAAAACUAUACUCCACCCGACGUGUACGAUGUGCCACCACCAAAGCUGCGAUAUGAGCUCACCGACUACCACACCACAUUCCAUCAUACAAACGGACUACCAAACUCCAUCAUGUACAUCAGUGAAAAAGAAAGACUUCAAUCAAUACAACACAUACCACUGCCAACCCCCACAAAUAUUGCUCUAUGUAAACCUGGACGAAGACGAUAUCCAUGUAAAUGA